Anopheles merus is the source of this 1864-nucleotide messenger RNA. RefSeq lists its product as uncharacterized. Bases 1049 to 1753 code for a protein of 234 amino acids. The transcript has a single exon. The record is from RefSeq and is a predicted model, not a curated record. Lineage: Eukaryota; Metazoa; Arthropoda; Insecta; Diptera; Culicidae.
UACAUCUGUGGUGCGUGGUGACAAUUCUAUCGAGCACAGUCAGCCUUUCGGCUGGGUCACAACUCACGGCAAACCUAGCGCAUUCCCACUGUUACCAGCUUAUUAAUGGCCACCGGUACCUAGAGCCGGGCACAUCGGUCGACCCCAAUCAGUACUAUCACGCGUACGCCGUCUUAGCUCCCACACAAACAAAUUCCACAACCUGGAAGCUCAUCAACGCACAUCCCACCUGUUUUCACCUGUGCAACGUCGGAACCGGACAGUACCUCAUGGUGGCACCCAACGACGGAGUCUACGCGGUCAACAAAACUCAGCUACUUUCGAACACAUUUGCCGCCUUCAUCUUCGGACCAUCGUAUCCGGACUGGCCGUCCCGGCGUGCUCGUAUUACCAGCAUGCUAAAGAUGCAACCGAUUUGUGCAUCCUCCAAACAAGAACUGAUUUCCCAAAAGCCACUAAUCGUUGCUUCGUCGACCCAAGCGGGGCAAGAGUCGACCGGCGGGACGGCAUGUGCGUGGCAGCUAGCUGAACAGCCAUCCUGCCCCAGUGACGAUCUAUGCUAAUGAAGCGACCCUGGCCGAUGGUUCCAGCACACGACGAUCAACCCAUCGAUACCGUCGAUUUUUGUGUGCAAGGCCAUGUGCAUAUCACCGGAACCAUUUCUCCCGCAACGUGCACUAACUCAUCCAGUACGUUCUUAUCUAUCGCUUUACAUCUCGCUCGGUCUCUGUUGCUCCCACGCCGGCGAGUUCGUUGUCUCUUGUUGCGCGUGUGCUAAAAGAUAGCCGGUGGCGGUCAUCUAUUUGUAAAACGAUCAUCAACUCGAUCAUUCAUGGGUAUUUGCUGUUCUACAAGCGCAUUCUAGCUGAUAGAGCGACCCACCUUCCGAUGACAGCAUCUGAGUGUGCCGCCCGUCGUGUCGCAAUCGAAUGGAAUCUCUAUAAAAGUGUGCACAGCUGGAGCAGUGGCCAGCAGUACUCAACCGUGUGUCUUCUCAGCAACCGUGCGUGACGUUUCACUCAUACUCACCAUUCAACACUGCCACAUCAUGACGAUCGGUGUGAUCCUUGCCGUCGCGUGUGCUCUGACGUUUACCUGGCCAGUUGAGGGGAUGUACCUGCAGGAGCGAGCAAACUGUCGCACGGAGGGCUGUGCCACCCAGUACGGUUGUGUGCCCCGGUACUCGCAGUACAAAACCGCACUCUACUGCCCACAGCGUUGCAUGAUCGAACGGUGCCGUUCGGUGGAGAACGAACCUCAGCCCCGUGUCUGUCACAAGAUUACCUCGGUAGCCACCGGCCAAACGUUGGCGGUGAUGGACACGUACGAUCGUCGUGGCGACCAACGGUACUACGGUGCUACAUCGCUUCAGAAUCCUAACACGGGCCGUGGUGAGCAGCGGUACGCAUCGCUGGUGAACCCCAACGCGGGCGAACGAGACCGCUGGAACCUGAUCGUCGGUCCGGGCAAUUACUACUACAUCCAGAACAGUGACACCAGGGAUUAUCUGCGUGCGAGUGAAAACAACUAUCUCUACCUUGUGUCCGGCCGUCCCACUGACGAGAGCUUCCUGUUCAAGCCCGACCUUGUUCAGGGCAGCUGGUCGAGCGUGUUGCUGCAGUCGGUAUGCUACCGUGGUUACAUUUUCGGCGAGCAGUACAGUGGCAGAUCCGCCAGCUAUGCAAUGAUGACCCACGAUCUGGAUCGUUGCUAUCGUGAAAGUGUUUGGAGCAUUAGCAGCGUAAACUGUUGAGGGUAGACCUGUGAGGAGCACAUAAAUUAACCUUUCCUGCCGUUCGAGCCGCUCGAACGCUACUGCCAUAUUUGUUUGAUGAUGUAUCCAAACGAAAUAAAUGAAUGAUAA